Sinocyclocheilus anshuiensis is the source of this 972-nucleotide messenger RNA. Its product is annotated as heme-binding protein 1-like. Gene Ontology annotation, molecular function: heme binding. NCBI's taxonomy places the organism in Eukaryota, Metazoa, Chordata, Actinopteri, Cypriniformes, Cyprinidae. The record is from RefSeq and is a predicted model, not a curated record. The transcript is spliced from 6 exons. The coding region runs from base 6 to 821 and encodes 271 amino acids.
CGCGCAUGCGCAGUGCGGCACUCCGAUCCCCAGCGCUUCAAGCCGUAGUGCGUUUGUUGUGUCUGCUGCUUCACUCAUUUGGCAGAAUGGCUCUGAUCUCCAUUGAGGAUCUCGACGGGCUGGACGAUGACAUCACAGACAGCUCUGAGCCAAUGGAUGAGGAGGAGCAGGACCGGAUGCACACGCACUGGCAGGCGGUGGGAAGGACACACCAGGUGUCUGUUCCCAGAGAUGAGGGACCCAUUGAGGAGAUGACGAGGAGGAACCAGACCUCAGAACGAGAGCAAGUGCCUUCUGUCACCAUCUCCAGACACGAGAAGCUUGGCGAGGUCUUAUACGAGGAGAGACUGUAUCCUCCAGGAAAAUGGGCUCGUGUCAGUAAAGCAGACAUGCUGUAUGAGCAAAGCAUCUCCAAUGCUUUUAUGAAACUCAUGCGCUUCAUCUGCAAGGAGAAUUCAACAGGACGGUACCUUGGCAUGUCAGUACCUGUUGUGAAUGAGAUUAAGAUGGCAGACGACGGCACUAACUUCAUGAAGGACGUGUUGACGGCGUAUUAUCUGCCUGCUGAGUUCCAGGCCAGACCACCUGAACCAACCGAUCCUGAUAUCCGAAUCGUUCACAGAGACGCGAUCCGCGUCAUAGCCAGGGUGUUUUAUGGCACCACAACGGAGGAGACCAUCUCUCGUCAGAUCAGCAUCCUUUGGGAGCUUUUGGGCAGCUCCGAGGAUGUUCUCCGAGACCGCUACAUGGUAGCUGUUUACGAGAAUCCCGGCGUGCCCCAGCGCAGAAAUGAGAUCUGGUUUGUUCGCCGUGGCCCGUGAACGUUUCACAGCUCACCUGUUAAGCCAGUAGAGACGUUUCACUAGCUGAAUGUCUCAAAAUGAAGGGGCGGAGCUUGUCACAAUCAAAACCCAUUUGUGACCCUGGAGCACAAAAGCAGUGUUAAGUCACUGGGGUAUAUUUGUAGCAAUA